This is a messenger RNA of Lingula anatina, 1066 nucleotides long. RefSeq names its product oncoprotein-induced transcript 3 protein-like. The record is from RefSeq and is a predicted model, not a curated record. Lineage: Eukaryota; Metazoa; Brachiopoda; Lingulata; Lingulida; Lingulidae.
AUGGUAAAAUGUUUGUCUAACUGGGCGUACCAUUUUAUGUCAUUAAAUUUAAACAUCUACAUUUAUGCUACGUCAGCUCCCGAUGUCAACGUAACCUGCACCGACCAACACAUGCAGUUAGACCUGCUUCGUUCGGCAUUCCAUGGUCUUAACGAGAGCCAACUCCAGUUGACGGACCCUUCUUGCCAAGGCACAGGCAACCAUACCUUCAUCACGUUCAGGGCGCCCCUACACGGCUGUGGCACGAUCAUGAAUUUCACCAACUCCUCGGUCGUGUAUUCCAACAUCAUGUCUACUAGGCCAAACUACCUCUCUCUAAUGAGUGGUGUCGUCACUUGGGCCGGCACGAUCGAGAUUCCAUUUGAGUGCAAGUAUGCAAGGGACCACUGGAUCACCGGAAGCUUCAAGCCAGUUGUAGAGAAAUUGAGAUUCAAGGAAAAAGGUCGAGGGAACUUGACGUUCAACAUCCAACAGUUCCAAACCGAUAAUUUUUCGACUCCAUACUCCGAAAAGGACUAUCCUGUGUCCGUGAAGAUUCGUGACCAGAUGUAUUUCGUGCUGAGCGUGAACACGACGUCCCCGGAUGUGAAACUGUUCGCGGACACGUGCAAGGCUACACCCUGUUCCAGCCCCUUCGACUUCCUCCAGUUCAACUUCAUCAUUAACGGAUGUUCAGUUACAUCGGCAGUCAAGUUCCUCCCGAGUCCGGAUCCGAAGGAGAUCCGGUUGAGCAUCCGGGCCUUCCAGUUCUUGAAAGCUUUACCUGAGAUUUAUCUCCACUGCAAAGUGGUCGUCUGCCACACUGCGGAUAUGACGUCACGCUGUACCAAGGGCUGCGUGCAAGAUGAUAACACGGGGAAGAGACAAGCGGGAUCUGUCGACGAUUUCCAGAUAUCUGAAGGACCGUUCCAUUAUAUCGUUUACUGACGGCUUUUACCUGCGUCAGCAAAUGUCCUCAACUCUCACGAAGAUCGAAAUCUCAACUCGACAAUUGGACAUGGGACAUGCGAUUUCAACCGAUAUAAUUCGACUUUCACACCAACCUUAAACUUGCGCAACUAGUGGA